Molecule: messenger RNA, 1698 nt
Organism: Drosophila miranda
Lineage: Eukaryota; Metazoa; Arthropoda; Insecta; Diptera; Drosophilidae
Gene: loqs
Product: interferon-inducible double-stranded RNA-dependent protein kinase activator A homolog
Exons: 5
Coding region: 119-1525 (468 amino acids)
Source: RefSeq, a predicted model, not a curated record
UACCCCAACUGGCCGACAGCGUACAACUCGACUCGCGUUACGACUUGAUUUUGGUGUAUCUGUCUUUGCAAAAAUCUGUCAUCAGCCUCAUAUACGUUUGGAAUUUAUUUUCGAAAAUAUGGAGCAGUCAAACUACCAUGGCCGCGGUCUGGUACAGCAGCUGCAGAACAUGACUUUCCAACAGAACCAGAAUCAGGUGCACCAGAUGCAGCGGCCGCCGCAGCAGCAUUCGCCGCAGCUGCCACAUGAGCAGCAUCCACAGCAGCAGCAGCAACCACUACCGGCGCAGCCAGCACUGACUGGCUUUGCUCCCCGGCGUCAGUAUUAUACUCCGGGUGGCUCGGCUGCAGCCAUGGCAGCUGGGGGCUUGACCAAUGGCAACGUCGACGGGACCUCCACCAGAACACAACGUCCGAGCAAAGUCAAGAAGGAGAAGCCGCAACAGCCACAGCAGCAGUUGAGCGAAGUAGAUGCGGCAUCGUCGACCGACGGGGCAAUCGCCUUUGUCAGCGAAACCGAUGCCAAUGGGCUGGCCAUGAAGACGCCCGUUAGCAUACUCCAAGAGAUCCUCAGUCGCCGGGGCAUCACACCCGGCUACGAGCUGGUCCAAAUCGAGGGGGCCAUCCACGAGCCAACGUUUCGCUUUCGCGUCUCUUUCAAGGACAAGGACACACCCUUCACGGCCAUGGGGGCUGGACGCUCGAAAAAGGAGGCCAAGCAUGCCGCGGCUCGUGCUCUGAUUGACAAACUGAUGUGCGCCCAGCUGCCGAAGGCUGCUAGCAGUGCCACUGCCACAUCUGCGGCUGACCCCACGGCGGCUGGGAGUGGUGGGGAUUGCAAUGCAGCAGUUGGCGACGCUGGCGACAAUAUUGUGGGCAAUCCCAUUGGCUUGCUGCAGGAGUUGUGUAUGCAGCGCCGAUGGCCGCCGCCAACGUAUGCGACUGAAACCGAAAUGGGACUGCCCCAUGAGAGGCUCUUUACCAUAGCGUGUACCAUACUGCAGCACCGUGAGAUUGGCAAAGGGAAGAGCAAGAAGAUCGCCAAGCGUUCGGCCGCCGACAAAAUGUGGAGUCGUCUACAGGACACGCCCAUCGAUGCAGCAAAGGUUGCAGACGUCUGCAACGAGUUGGAGGGCGAUUCCCGCAUUAAUGAUAAUUAUUAUGGUGAUUUGAAAGAUAUCACUGUGCCGACGCUGACCACGCAGCACAGUAACAAAGUGUCACAGUUCCACAAGACCCUGAAAAAUGCGACGGGCAAAAAACUGCUUAAACUACAGAAGACUUGUCUGAAGAACACCACGGUCGACCAUCUCAAGCUUCUGACCGACAUUGCAGCCGAGAACCAGUUCGAGGUCACCUACGUGGACAUCGAGGAAAAGACCUUCACCGGCCAAUUUCAGUGCUUGGUGCAGCUGUCCACGCUGCCGGUUGGCGUCUGCCAUGGCACUGGGCCCACGGCUAGGGAGGCACAACGGCAUGCCGCCCAAAAUGCGCUCGAGUAUCUGAAGAUAAUGACCAAAAAGUAAACACCAGACGCACGGCACGUUUAAUCCCAGUAAACAGACGUUGUUAUGCGUUGUUUCUUUUUUUUUUUUAUUUCUUCGGCAGUUAAAUUACUUGCAUAUGCUGAACAGUGUUGUCUCUAAGUUUUAACCAUUGAAGCGUUUUGAAGAUCUCGAAAAUUAAAAAUAAACAAAAA